UUCACGUCGCUUUUAUUUUUUUUUAUUUCGGCAAUAGUAUUCACAUCGCUUUUAGAAAAAGCAAAAUCACCCUUUUUCUCUUUCAAAUAAAUACCCCGCACUUUCUUUCCUGCGCCUCUCAAAAUCCAUUGCUAGAUAGGAUUUUUCAAAAACAAAUACACAAAAAACAUCAAGAAGCAAAACCCAAAAAAAAAAAUAAAUAAAGGCUUUCUUUUUGUUUUUUUGGUGUGUGGAUAAGUAAAUUGAAUUUUGAAUUGGUGCUGAUGUGUAUGCUGUUUUGCUCCGUUACUCGAUGCGAAGAGCAAUAGAACGAUGCCGGAGAGAGAGAACGAGAACGAGAACGAAAACGACGCCGCUUCGACCAGCGAAGCGGCGUCGUCUUCGUCGACUUCUACGACUUCGGAGGUGAUGAACUUGUUCGGGAAAUACGAGGUUGGGAAGUUGCUAGGCUACGGCGCCUUCGCGAAGGUGUACCACGCGCGGAACGUGCGCACGGGGCAGAGCGUGGCCAUCAAGGCCGUGAGCAAGCAGAAGGUCCUCAAGGGCGGGUUCACGGCGCACGUUAAGCGCGAGAUCUCUAUCAUGCGCCGGCUUCACCACCCGCACAUCGUGAAGCUCUUCGAGGUUCUCGCCACCAAGACCAAGAUCUACUUCGUCAUGGAGUUCGCCAAAGGCGGCGAGCUCUUCGCGAAGAUCGCGCGGGGCCGUUUCAGCGAAGAUCUCAGCCGUCGGUAUUUCCAGCAGCUGAUCUCCGCCGUCGGUUACUGCCACUCCAGAGGCGUGUUCCAUCGCGAUCUCAAGCCCGAAAAUCUCCUCCUCGACGAAAAUUGGGAUUUGAAGGUCUCCGAUUUCGGACUCUCCGCCGUAAAGGACCAGAUCCGACCCGACGGUUUGCUCCACACGCUUUGCGGUACUCCCGCUUACGUGGCGCCGGAGAUUCUGGCGAAGAAAGGCUACGACGGAGCCAAAGUCGACGUUUGGUCCUGCGGUGUGAUUUUGUUCGUGUUGAACGCCGGUUACUUACCUUUCAACGAUCCGAAUCUCAUGGUCAUGUAUCGGAAAAUUUACAACGGCGAAUUUCGGUGCCCGAAAUGGACGACUCCGGAUCUCCGCCGGUUCAUCUCGCGAUUGCUGGACACGAAUCCCGAUACGCGAAUCACCGUCGACGAGAUCGUCCGAGACCCAUGGUUCAGCAAAGGCCACAAAGAAAUUAAGUUGCUAAACGACGACGUUUUUGACUUCAAGGACGACGAGGACUCGAACAGCAAGUCGUUGAACGCGUUUGAUUUGAUAUCGUUUUCGUCCGGGUUUGACUUAUCGGGUUUGUUCGGCGACCCCGAGAUAUCGGGCGAGCGAUUCAUGUCGGAGGAGACACCCGAAAAGAUAAUAGAGCGAAUCGGCGAAAUGGCAGAGGCCGAGAAUUUGACUGUGACGAAGAAAGAUUGGAAGGCAAAGUUGGAAGGACAGAAUGGUAAUUUUGUUGUGUUUGUUGAGGUUUACCGGUUGACGGAGAGUCUGGUAAUUGUCCAGAUACAGAAACGAGACAGAGAGACCGGAACUAGCCUUGAUAUUUGGAACGAUAAAUUAAGGCCUCAGCUUGAUGAUUUAGUAUAUCAACAACCGGAAGCGUCUGUUUCAGGUAACUGAGGCUGAGUUGGCGGUAAUGUUGAUUUCUCUGGGUUUCAGAAUUCUCAGACUUUCUGUUUGUAAUUUUACUGUGUAUUAUUGAUUUUAAAAUUCUAAAAUAAUCAAAAAUGAAA
Messenger RNA from Quercus lobata, 1760 nucleotides. RefSeq names its product CBL-interacting serine/threonine-protein kinase 14-like. Lineage: Eukaryota; Viridiplantae; Streptophyta; Magnoliopsida; Fagales; Fagaceae. Gene Ontology annotation, biological process: signal transduction; protein phosphorylation. Gene Ontology annotation, molecular function: ATP binding; protein serine/threonine kinase activity. Bases 313 to 1647 code for a protein of 444 amino acids. The record is from RefSeq and is a predicted model, not a curated record. The transcript has a single exon.